Ananas comosus (pineapple) is the source of this 1484-nucleotide messenger RNA. RefSeq lists its product as uncharacterized. The transcript has 3 exons. The coding region runs from base 237 to 1139 and encodes 300 amino acids. The record is from RefSeq and is a predicted model, not a curated record. Lineage: Eukaryota; Viridiplantae; Streptophyta; Magnoliopsida; Poales; Bromeliaceae.
UUUUUUUUUUUGUGAGAGGAUUUGUGGGGGGAAUAGGAUCGGCGGCGGCGGAAUUGGAUUCGGAGUCGUCUUCUUCCGGCCCCCCGGCGACGGGACGGCUCGGUCCGGGGAUGGCCGUGUGAGAGCGCUUGUUCCGAUUCUUCGUUGGCUUAGUUGAUAGGUUGGUUAUGAGGGGGGGAAUAAUUCGAAAAGGAGGAGCUGAUUCUUGUAGAUAGAUAGAUGUUGCUCUUUCCGUCAUGGAGAAAGGCGAGCCCGCAUUCAAGCCAGAGUGGUUGAAAUCGUCCAACGGAAGCACGAGCAGCAAUGCCUCUUCGAACCACCUCACCGGCACUUCUUCCCAUUCGAAUGAACACGGUGCAGGGAUUUCCUCUCGAAACAGACUGCCCGCUGCCGUGGGCGACCGCGACAGGGGUUUGUUAUCCUCCGCCAGACGGAGUUCAAGCUUGAAUGGGAAAUCUAGGGCUUACAGUAGUUUUGGUAGGAGCAACCGCGAUAGAGAGCGGGAAAAGGAUCUUGAUUUGCUUGACAGAGAGAGUAGAUCGGUUCUUCUCGACAAUGGUUACAAUGACCGUUUCGAUUCGUUAAUAGCGAGUAGGUCGGAAAAGGAUAGUUUGAGGCGGUCGCGCUCCAUGGUGUCGGGGAGGCCGGUAGACACGUGGACAAAAACAGUAGGAACUAACUCAAAAAAUGAUGUUCCUUCCAGGGGGACUAUGAGUAAUGCCUCCUUUGAAAAAGACUUUCCAUCCCUUGGUGCCGAAGAGAAGAAUGGACGGCUAGAUGUGGGUAGGGUUUCAUCUCCAGGUAUUAGCACCCCACUUCAAAGCAUUCCGUUAAGUGUCACAGCCAUAUCUGGAAUUAAUAGCUGGAAUUCUGUGUUGGCUGAAGUGCCUAAGAUGGUCGGAUCAAACGGACCCCAAUCUGCACCUACUAAUCAAGUUCCUUCGACCCCAAGCUCUUCGAUGGGCCUAAAUAUGGCUGAAACAGUAGCACAGGCUCCAUCACGAUCUCGUAAUGCACCUCAGUUAUCAGUUGAGACACAGAGGAUUGAAGAACUAACCAUUAGACAAUGCAAGCAGCUAAUACCAGUGACGCCUUCAACAACUAAAAGUUUGGUAGGUUCCUUACCUUUUCCAAGUUAACUUCCUUCUGUUAUUCUAUUGAAUACCCUGUUCAUUUGCAAUCGGUAAUAGCAUGAUGUUUCCCGAUUUGCACCUUAUCAUUACAACGGAAUCUCCACCAAUGGCAUGUCCAUUGUGUGGUUGUCGCAUUCUGUUGGAUUUAAUUUUGGUCUCAUUAUGAUACUAAUGAUUAUUAGCCAGAUUUACUAUUAGCUAUACAACUUGGUGAGUCUUCAAAUAUCUCUUCUCUAACACAUUAGCUAAUAGUUGUCGUUGCAUGACGAACUUGGUGAAUGUCUAUAUGGCCAUAAAUAAAACCUCAUGCAUGUUUGUUUGUAGGCUUGUCUUGGUGCUUAACGUCUCCUU